This is a messenger RNA of Zonotrichia albicollis (white-throated sparrow), 855 nucleotides long. Lineage: Eukaryota; Metazoa; Chordata; Aves; Passeriformes; Passerellidae. The record is from RefSeq and is a predicted model, not a curated record.
AUGCCUGCGGAUGUUAACACUGAUUUCGGAUCUUUGUUUGACUUGGAAAAUGAUCUUCCCGAUGAGCUGAUCCCCAAUGGCGAGUUGGGCCUUUUAAAUAGCAGUGGGAACCUCGUUCCAGAUGCGGCUUCCAAACACAAACAACUUUCUGAACUUCUGAGGGGCAGCAGCGGCUCUUCCUUGAACCCAGGGAUUGGCAAUGUGAACUCGAGCAGCCCCGUGCAGCAGGGAGUGGCUGCCCAGGUGCAGGGGCAGCCCAACAGCGCCGGCAUCGGCAGCCUGGGCGCCAUGGGCAAGAGCCCGCUCAACCCAGGGGACUCCUCUGCUCCUGGCCUGGCCAAACAGGCAGCCAGCACCUCUGGACCUACCACACCUGCGUCCCAAACUCUGAACUCUCAAGCACAAAAACAAGUGGGAAUGGUGACGAGCAGCCCUGCGACAUCACAGACUGGACCUGGGAUAUGUAUGAAUACUAAUUUCAGUCAGACACACCAGAGCCUUCUCAACAGUAAUUCUGGUCACAGUUUAAUGAAUCAGCCUCAGCAAGGACAAGGGCAGAUGGCUGGGCACACCGGGCUGAACACAGCACAGACAGGAGCAAUUACUAAACUGGGAAUGACAGGUAACACUACUCCCUUUGGGCAACCUUUCAGUCAAACUGGAGGGCAGCAGAUGGGAGCUGCAGGAGUGAAUCCUCAGUUGCCGAGCAAGCCGGGCAUGGCCAACAGUCUGUCUGCCUUCCCUGCCGACAUCAAGAGUACUCCCGUCACCAGUGUGCCAAACAUGGUGAGUUGGGCCUGCUGCUUCCUGCAAGCUUUACCUCUUCCUCCUGCUUUCUAAGUUUUUGGGUGAUCC